AUGUCCGACGGACUCUUUAAGCCGGAGAAGGACUUCUCCAAGGAUGCUGACAAGCUGAUUCCGGAGGCGGAGCAGCUAGCAAAGUCUGAUGUCCAGGGCGCGAUCGACAAGCUGCUAGUGUUGGAGAAACAAGCCAGACAGUCAAGCGAUUUGGCCACCACAUCUCGGAUACUCAUUACUAUCGUCACAAUCAGCAAGAACUCCGGUGACUGGAACCUCCUCAACGACCAAGUCCUACUCCUCUCGAAGAAACAUGGCCAGCUCAAGCAAGCCAUCACGAGGAUGGUGCAGACGGUGAUGAAAUUUUUGGAUGAUACACCGAACCUGGAAACCAAGCUAUCGGUUAUCCAGACCCUGCGAACUGUGACGGAGGGAAAGAUUUUUGUCGAAGUUGAAAGAGCUCGCGUCACACGCAUCUUGUCUCAGAUCAAAAAGUCCCAGGGUGAUCUGAACGCCGCCGCGGACAUUCUCUGCGAAUUACAAGUUGAAACUUUCGGGUCGAUGACGAGAAGGGAGAAGACCGAAUUCAUUCUCGAACAAGUCGCACUCUGCAUUGAACGUGGUGAUUGGACACAAGCGACAGUUUUGAGUCGGAAAAUCAACAAACGAUAUUUCGCCCGCAAGCCGAAGAAGAGCCCGGAGGAGAUCGAGAAGCUCGAGAAGGAGGCUGAGGAAAGGGAGAAGACCCGGGGACCUGACGAGCCUCCCAUGGAGGUGGAUGACGAUGUCACGGACCUGAAGCUUCGCUACUACGAACAACAGAUUAUUCUUGCCAACCAUGAUUACAAAUACCUGGAUGUUUGCAAGCACUACAGGGAGGUUCUUGAUACGGAUUCGGUACAAGAAAACACAGAACAACUCCAAGCGGCUCUCGCGCGAAUUGUAUACUAUAUCGUGCUGUCGCCAUACGACAACGAACAGUCCGAUCUAUUGCACCGUAUCCAACAGGACUCAAGACUCUCCGCGGUUGCUGUCGAAGCUCGCCUGGUAAAACUGUUUACCGUACCCGAACUCAUGCGCUGGCCCAUUGUUGCGGAACAGUUCGGUCCUCAUCUAUGCAGUACUGACGUCUUUAAACCCAAGCCGAGUCAGUCCGCGGAAGAUCAGCCAUACAAGAGGUGGCAAGACCUUCGCAAGCGCGUCAUUGAACAUAAUGUGCGUGUGGUGGCGAAGUAUUACACCCGUAUCCAAAUGGGACGGCUGACCCAGCUUCUGGACCUGACUGAGGAUGAAACCGAGAAGUACAUCAGUGAAUUGGUUACCUCGAAGACCAUCUAUGCGAAGAUUGACCGACCUGCUCGACUGGUCAACUUCGCCAAGCCCCGCGAUGCAGACGACGUGCUGAACGAAUGGAGCAGCGAUAUGAAGAAUCUGCUAGGGCACCUGGAGCGUAUUGACCAUCUCAUCACCAAGGAAGAGAUGAUGGCGCGCAUCCUCCCAACCCGAGAGAAGGCCAAGGCUCGUUAA
Messenger RNA from Aspergillus puulaauensis, 1467 nucleotides. Its product is annotated as proteasome regulatory particle lid subunit RPN5. Lineage: Eukaryota; Fungi; Ascomycota; Eurotiomycetes; Eurotiales; Aspergillaceae. Gene Ontology annotation, cellular component: cytoplasm; proteasome regulatory particle, lid subcomplex; nuclear proteasome complex. Bases 1 to 1467 code for a protein of 488 amino acids. The record is from RefSeq and is a predicted model, not a curated record. The transcript is spliced from 5 exons.